CAGGCGCAGAAAGGACGCUCCUUUCUGAAGAGCCGACAAGAUGGCGGAAGUGGAGCAGAAGAAGAAGCGGACCUUUCGCAAGUUCACCUACCGCGGCGUGGACCUCGAUCAGCUGCUGGACAUGUCUUAUGAGCAGCUGAUGCAGCUGUAUAGCGCGCGGCAGCGGCGGCGGCUGAACCGCGGCCUUCGGAGGAAGCAGCACUCGCUGCUGAAGCGGCUGCGCAAGGCCAAGAAGGAGGCGCCGCCCAUGGAGAAGCCCGAGGUGGUGAAGACGCACCUGCGCGACAUGAUCAUCCUGCCCGAGAUGGUGGGCAGCAUGGUGGGCGUCUACAAUGGCAAGACUUUCAAUCAGGUGGAAAUCAAGCCUGAGAUGAUCGGCCACUACCUAGGCGAGUUCUCCAUCACCUACAAGCCUGUGAAGCACGGCCGGCCCGGUAUUGGGGCCACCCACUCCUCCCGCUUCAUCCCCCUCAAGUAGCCUGCUGGCCAAUAAAGGUAGAGACUUGUGUA
This is a messenger RNA of Balaenoptera ricei (Rice's whale), 510 nucleotides long. It is a transcript of the gene RPS15, whose product is annotated as ribosomal protein S15. Gene Ontology annotation, molecular function: RNA binding; structural constituent of ribosome. Bases 41 to 478 code for a protein of 145 amino acids. Gene Ontology annotation, biological process: translation; ribosomal small subunit assembly. Gene Ontology annotation, cellular component: ribosome; cytosolic small ribosomal subunit. The transcript is spliced from 4 exons. Lineage: Eukaryota; Metazoa; Chordata; Mammalia; Artiodactyla; Balaenopteridae. The record is from RefSeq and is a predicted model, not a curated record.